AUGUCCACCCCAGACCAACCCCAAUCCCAAUCUCAAUCCCCAACCCUCGCCAUCAUCGGCUGCGGCAAAAUGGGCACCGCCAUCCUCAACGGCCUCCUCCACGCCCAACCCACAACCAACAAUCCCCUCGCAAUCCCCCUCCCACGCACCUUCAUCGCCACCACCCGCAGCCCAACCUCCCUCCAACGCCUGAAAUCCCACUUCCAAGAAUCCACCUCUACCUCACCAACGCAACUAACCAUCCUCCCCUCCACCUCCAACCCAACCGCAAUCCACUCCGCAGAUAUAAUCCUCCUCGCGUGUGAUCCAACCGACAUCCCCUCCCUCCUCACCGACCCAGACAUCCAAUCCUCCCUCACCACAGCCCCCUCCCCCACCCCAAAACCCAAACUCCUCCUCAGCAUCGCCGCCGGCUGGACAACCACCUCCCUUCUCUCCCUCCUCCCCAAAGCCACCCCUAUACACACCAUCCGCGCCCUCCCCAACAUCCUCUCUUCAAUCUCCCAAUCCAUAACGGCAAUCGAACUCCCGUCCGCGAACACGCCAAUCCCAACCGAGUAUAUUGAUCUAACGGAGAAUAUAUUCCAGAGGAUCGGACGUACGGUGCGCGUGAGACCCGAGCAGAUGGAUACGUUUACUGUGUUGGGGGGGUCAACGCCCGCGUUUGUGGGGGUUUUCGUGGAGGCGUUGGUGGAUGGGGCCGUGGCGGUGGGGUUUGGGAGGGAGGAGGCGAGGAUGGUGGUUGCGCAGGUGGUGAGGGGGGUGGGGGAGGCGGUUUUGGGCGGGGAGCAUCCGGCGUUGUUGAAGGAGAGGGGGACAUCGCCGGGGGGGUGUACGAUGGGGGGACUGAUGGUGCUUGAGGAGGGGGGUUUAGGGGGGUGGUUGGGAGGGCGGUUAGGGAGGGGGUGA
Messenger RNA from Aspergillus sclerotioniger CBS 115572, 909 nucleotides. RefSeq names its product pyrroline-5-carboxylate reductase family protein. NCBI's taxonomy places the organism in Eukaryota, Fungi, Ascomycota, Eurotiomycetes, Eurotiales, Aspergillaceae. The transcript has 2 exons. Gene Ontology annotation, biological process: L-proline biosynthetic process. The record is from RefSeq and is a predicted model, not a curated record. The coding region runs from base 1 to 909 and encodes 302 amino acids. Gene Ontology annotation, molecular function: pyrroline-5-carboxylate reductase activity.